GGAGCUGAGAGGAUUAGAGGGAGGUAAAUCUAUGAGGAUGUGUUAUAUGAAAAAAGAAUCUAUAUUUAAUAAAAGGAAGGUGGAAGAAGAUAUAAUGAGUCAUCUGAAUAAAGGAAGAACAAGACCUAAUUUUUAAACCUCAAACUUCAAAUACUAGCCCUAAAAUAAAAUAGAAUUGUAUUUUAUAUUCAUUUUAAUGGUUUUUAUAGUGAAGUUGUAGAUGAUAGAAUGAAUUCAUUUAAAGUGUGUGUUUUAAACUUAACUGAGAUUCUGAAUAAGCAUCAUUGUGGUGGGAAAAAUAAUAUACAAAUCUUCAACACUGUCUGACCUCCUUGUGGAUGAAGCUUUCUGAAUCUCUUCAGUAAAGCACAUUCACUUUUAAAGUCUCCUAUGAUAUUUGCAUGUUGCUCUUUCAGGUUCACAGUGUUAAUGAUGUUGCCUUUCAUGUAUACCUUUGAUAUAUAAAAGAGAAUUAUGUAUUGAAAAUAUUUGGAAAUGAAUAUGCAUUUCACAAUGUUUUUCUUUUUCGUGAACAGGUAUUAUCACUGAUGACUAUCUAUCUAUGAGCUAUCUCUCUUCUAUCUCUCUUUCAUCUCUCUAUCAUCUAUCUAUCAUAUCAGAUAAAUUUUUGUGAAAAUCUAUUAUUUAAUAAAAAUACCUAUGGUUCAACAAUUGUUAAAAGAAUAUGGUUUUAAAACCAAAAGACUGAAGGACAUGCAUGCACUUGUCACUUUGUCAGAUAUAGCAUGAGCCUUGGAAUCUUGACAUCACAAUGGCCUGCCACCCUGACCACCAAAGAUCCCUCAGACUUCAGUGGUUGGUUUACCAACUGCAGUGUUCGGUUUGGUAUUUAGUGCCUAGAAGGAAAGCGAUAAUUUCAAGGACCUUGAUUGGUGCUCAAUUGCAGGCUCCACUGUAAAGGUGGAGACCUCUACCAGGAGAAUCUUGCUUUUUUUCUAUGGAAACAACUUAUUAAGGAAAACAUGAAAGGAAUUCAGCGAACCUUGCUGUGCCAAGGACCGGUGGAAAUCACGAGCUACAACAAAAGGAAGAAAAGAUAUCUAUCCUUAUUUAAUGAUGUUUUGGUUGUGUCUAGUAACCUGAAAAAGAAAAAGUUUAAGAUAAAAUACAUCUUCCCACUGAACAACCUGUGGGUUGUGAAUGAUGUAGUCCUUUUCAGGAGAAAGGAAAACUGUAGUUCCAGGACCCUUUUCCUCUCAUGUUGCGUUGAAAAUUUUUUUGCCACCUUUCGUUCGAAAGAACAGAAAGAUCAGUGGUACUAUUUUCUGAAAAGAUCCAUUCAUAAAGCCAAGAAGGGUAUCAAGAAAACUUUCUCACUGCAGAUAUUCACCGAGAAUGUCCCAACCUGUGACAGUGUACGUGAAUAUAAAUUCAAAACUGAUAGUUCAGUUCAUGACUAGCAGAGAGAGGCAAUU
Molecule: messenger RNA, 1436 nt
Organism: Grammomys surdaster
Lineage: Eukaryota; Metazoa; Chordata; Mammalia; Rodentia; Muridae
Product: rho GTPase-activating protein 20-like
Exons: 5
Coding region: 984-1421 (145 amino acids)
Molecular function (GO): GTPase activator activity
Source: RefSeq, a predicted model, not a curated record